This is a messenger RNA of Prorocentrum cordatum, 471 nucleotides long. The record is from the annotation of a GenBank genome assembly. Lineage: Eukaryota; Dinophyceae; Prorocentrales; Prorocentraceae.
GAGUUCCAGACAGCCCUGGAUUGGCCGGCAGCGCUCACCAACUUUCGUCAGUUCCUUGACGCCCUCCUGCUGGACAUCCAGCAAGAUGGCAUGCAGGCGUCCAGCCAGCGCGCGCAGAUUACCUUCGAUCGGUUGCAGCAGGAGGUGACCAGCUUCCUAGACCAGGAGCGCUCUCGGGAAGCACUCCAGUCCACAACGGCCCAGCAGCAGCGGGUUACAGAGCAGACGCCCAAAGGAGUCGGCGGGGCCCACAGAUGGACCAAAGACCUCAGCAGUUGGCAGCCCCAGGAAGUCAAGGCCAAAGACUGGCCCAAUGAUCGGAUCGCCUACCCGAGCUCUGGCAGCUCCAAGGAAACCCUCUCCCCAGAUACCCAGGCCACCCAGAAACUGCCGCCGCACUCCCGCCAAAAACCACCAGAGGCCCUCAGGAAAGCCGCCAGGACUUUCAGCCAACUGUCCAGCCAGACGUAA